Phodopus roborovskii (desert hamster) is the source of this 1551-nucleotide messenger RNA. RefSeq names its product mucin 21, cell surface associated (gene Muc21). The coding region runs from base 1 to 1551 and encodes 516 amino acids. The record is from RefSeq and is a predicted model, not a curated record. NCBI's taxonomy places the organism in Eukaryota, Metazoa, Chordata, Mammalia, Rodentia, Cricetidae. The transcript is spliced from 3 exons.
AUGAAUUGGACUUACGGCUCCAACUUCCUGGACUUAGAAAGGGCAGCAAAAACUGACAGUAACAGCUGCAACCCCUUAAAUACCAGCAUUAACUGCAGAACAACCUUGAACUGUCCAACAAUAAAAACCAUUGACAAGACAACAGCCUCCGACUCUACACCCACCUCAGCCACAGCUGGGACCAGCACCACAUCCAACUCUACACCCGCCUCAGCCACAGCUGGGACCAGCACCGCCUCAGACUCUACACCCGACUCAGCCACAGCUGGAACCAGCACCACCUCUGACUCUACACCCGCCGCAGCCACAGCUGGGACCAGCACUGCCUCAGACUCUACACCCGCCUCAGCCACAGCUGGGACCAGCACAGCCUCAGACUCUACACCCGCCUCAGCCACAGCUGGGACCAGCACCGCAUCCGACUCUACACCCGCCUCAGCCACAGCUGGGACCAGCACCGCCUCAGACUCUACACCCGCCUCAGCCACAGCUGGGACCAGCACCGCAUCCGACUCUACACCCGCCGCAGCCACAGCUGGGACCAGCACAGCCUCAGACUCUACACCCGCCUCAGCCACACCUGGGACCAGCACCGCAUCCGACUCUACACCUGCCUCAGCCACAGCUGGAACCAGCACAGCCUCAAACUCUACACCCACCUCAGCCACAGCUGGGAACAGCACCACAUCGGACUCUACACCCGCCGCAGCCACAGCUGGAACCAGCACCACCUCUGACUCUACACCCGCCGCAGCCACAGCUGGAACCAGCACCACAUCCGACUCUACACCCGCCUCAGCCACAGCUGGGACCAGCACAGCCUCAGACUCUACACCCGCCUCAGCCACAGCUGGGACCAGCACCGCAUCCGACUCUACACCCGCCUCAGCCACAGCUGGGACCAGCACCGCAUCCGACUCUACACCCGCCUCAGCCACAGCUGGGACCAGCACCACAUCCGACUCUACACCCGCCUCAGCCACAGCUGGAACCAGCACCGCAUCCGACUCUACACCCGCCUCAGCCACAGCUGGGACCAGCACAGCCUCAGACUCUACACCCGCCUCAGCCACAGCUGGAACCAGCACCACAUCCGACUCUACACCCGCUUCAGCCACAGCUGGGACCAGCACCGCCUCAGACUCUACACCCGCCUCAGCCAUAGCUGGGACCAACACCGCCUCUGACUCUGGCUGGACAACCACGCAUAGCAGUUCUAACCUGGCAGUGUCUACUGGAACAUACACCACUUCCAAACACACCCACCCAAUUGCACCUCCAGUGAAAGAGGUGAAAUCCAGGGGGGCCCUGAAGCCUUGGGAAAUCUUCCUCAUCGCCCUGGCCUCUGUUGUCAUGGCCUUGGCACUCUUUGCUGGGGUCUUUUUUUUCGUGAGAAGAUACCUGUCUCUGAGAAAUGGUGCCGACAUAGCUUUCUACAACCCCCACAACUCCAACCUUUCUCCUGGAGAAACCCAUACGCCUCCAGGGAGCCCUACCUGGUCCUGGAGGAGACCAGUAAUCGCUGGGGUCAUGGAGAUGAACGGGAAAUAA